UGAUCGCCCGGUGCUGCUGCCAGUGGAGGCAAGUUCAAUCCAGGUUCAGAUGUUCAAGCGCGCGCUAUACACGCCUCCUCCUCGCCUGGGACUCGGAUGCGCGCCGCUUCAUUCCUACGCCCCUUCACGACCGCUCAGGCUGGCCAAUCCACCUUAUGCUCUAUGUCGCUCAAAGGUCAUCAACAGAAUUCGCAUGCGAUGCAAAGGAGGGAGUCUAGCGUAAGCUACCAGCGCGUAGAGUCCGAAGCUCAAGUUACGCAAUCGCCGGAUGAACGGGCGACCGUCGGCGUAGCACUGGUAGUCUGGGUCUCGGCGCAGUAGGAGCCAUCUACUCCUUGAUCCUGAAGCGAAGUGGUCAAGCGCAUGUAACGGUCGUUGCACGGAGCAACUACCAGUCGGUGAAAGGUGGUGUAUACGCCUAGCCUAGC
Fomitopsis serialis is the source of this 428-nucleotide messenger RNA. RefSeq lists its product as uncharacterized. The record is from RefSeq and is a predicted model, not a curated record. Lineage: Eukaryota; Fungi; Basidiomycota; Agaricomycetes; Polyporales; Fomitopsidaceae. Bases 97 to 321 code for a protein of 74 amino acids. The transcript is spliced from 3 exons.